Messenger RNA from Striga asiatica, 1834 nucleotides. The record is from the annotation of a GenBank genome assembly. Lineage: Eukaryota; Viridiplantae; Streptophyta; Magnoliopsida; Lamiales; Orobanchaceae.
UUUUCGUAUUUAAAUACCGUCUUAGAAAGUUGGCCAGCUCUUAGUCUCAAAGGCCAAAAACCUCUUUUCCACCUCUGGGGUUUAAAUACCUCCUCUCCCUUCUCAGUGCUAUGUAUCAUAAUUGAACACGAAAAAAGGUCCGCGAGAGUUUUAGUUUCCUCUGUUCAGAAAAUGGCGUUCACUUCGUCGCUCGUUAGAUCGGCGCAGUCGCCUGUUCUCGAUUGCGACGCUUUCCGACCGUCGGAGCGAUGUAAGGUAUCAUGUGGUGGUGUUAACCAGAUUGGAAAUGCUUUGAAAUUCCAGUAUAGCUCUAGCAUCUUCCGGAUUAAUGCCCCUGGAGAUUCAUCUUUGCUACAUAUUCAGCCUAUCAAAGCAACAGCGACAGAAGUACCUCCAGCAGUUCCCAAAUCACACAGAAGUGGGAAAACAAAGAUUGGCAUCAAUGGUUUUGGACGCAUUGGGAGACUAGUUUUGCGGAUAGCAACUUUCAGAGAUGAUAUUGAUGUGGUGGCAGUAAAUGAUCCUUUUAUUGAUGCAAAGUACAUGGCGUACAUGUUAAAAUAUGAUUCAACUCAUGGACCAUACAAGGGAACUAUCCAAGUUGUUGAUGAGUCUACUCUGGAAAUCAACGAAAAGCAGAUCAAAGUUAGUAGCAAAAGGGAUCCAGCUGAGAUCCCUUGGGGUGAUUACGGGGCUGAUUACGUUGUCGAGUCAUCUGGACUCUUUACCACUGUUGAGAAAGCAUCAUCACACAAAAAGGGUGGUGCUAAGAAGGUCGUAAUCUCAGCUCCAUCAGCCGAUGCACCUAUGUUUGUAGUUGGAGUGAAUGAGAACACUUACAAGCCCAGCAUGGAUGUCGUUUCCAAUGCUAGCUGUACCACCAAUUGUCUUGCUCCUUUGGCUAAGGUUGUGCAUGAAGAGUUUGGCAUUUUAGAGGGUCUAAUGACAACUGUCCAUGCAACUACAGCCACACAGAAGACAGUUGAUGGUCCUUCAAGGAAGGACUGGAGAGGUGGCCGUGGAGCAGGACAAAACAUCAUCCCUAGUUCUACUGGUGCCGCUAAGGCCGUUGGGAAAGUUCUUCCAGAACUCAAUGGGAAGCUCACUGGAAUGGCUUUCCGUGUUCCAACUCCUAAUGUGUCUGUUGUAGACUUAACCUGUCGGCUCGACAAGAGUGCUUCUUACGAGGACGUGAAAGCAGCCAUCAAGUAUGUAAAGCCUAAUUUCGGCGUUCUAAAGUAUGCAGCAGAGGGCCCUUUGAAAGGCGUUCUUGGGUACACGGAUGAAGACGUGGUCUCCAAUGAUUUUAUUGGCGACUCCAGGUCAAGCAUAUUUGAUGCGAAGGCUGGAAUAGGUCUUAGCAAGUCUUUCAUGAAGCUCGUCUCUUGGUAUGACAACGAGUGGGGUUACAGUAACCGUGUGUUGGACCUGAUCGAGCAUAUGGCUUUGGUGGCAGCUACUAAGUAAACAAAUAGCCAUCAAUUUUGUUUUUGUUGGGCAAAAAGAGUAGAUACAAAAUUAUUAGUUGCUGGUGUCAAAAUACAAAACUAUUAGAAUAUUCUUCUCUUGUGACAUGGAAGACAUUUAAUGGUGUCAAAAUAAUGUAAUACUAUCGAUGUAUGAGAACUCAUGUAGAAAAAAACAUGUAUUGGCUUUGAUGUAUUUUGAGGAUGAGCUACCAUGUCAAAUGUGCCAUCGUGGAUGUUCACAACAUAAGCUAUAUAAGAAGUUAUGAUUGAGUGAUGUUAUACCAUAAAGAUUUUGUGUUGUAGAAGAUUUGGCCGUGUUUAUUUCAACUCGCAAACUGAAUGGGAACACAGUUUGAAUUUGGUGA